Quercus lobata is the source of this 816-nucleotide messenger RNA. RefSeq lists its product as uncharacterized. Lineage: Eukaryota; Viridiplantae; Streptophyta; Magnoliopsida; Fagales; Fagaceae. Bases 1 to 816 code for a protein of 271 amino acids. The record is from RefSeq and is a predicted model, not a curated record. The transcript has a single exon.
AUGCAAAGGGAGAUCAACUAUCUAAAGAAGAACUUACGCCAUGCACAACGAAGACGAACUCCCACCCCAUCUGAUUCCUCUUUCAACGAUGAGAAGGAUAGCGGUUAUCGACAUAGAUCAAGAACUCCUCCUAGUGAAUCCUUCUCAUAUGAAGAGGAGCACCACUGUGAACGCAAAUGCAAAAGCCCAACUCACAGAGGACUGGGAAAUGAUGCUAUGAGCAAAGCUUUGAACCAGAUUUCCAAGUCGCCCUUCACGCAUAGGAUUGAAAGGGCAACUCUUCCUUGGCUUUUCCAUCAGCCAACAUUCACCAUCUACAAUGGGCGAACGGACCUAGUGGAGCAUGUGAGCCAUUUCAGUCAGAAAAUAGCUGUCUAUUCUAAGGACAAAACCUUGAUGUGUAAGGUGUUCCCAUCCAGUCUGGGACCCAUGGCAAUGAGAUGGUUCGACGGCCUAAAGGCAGAUUCCAUAGGUUCCUUCAAGGAGCUCACUCGGGCAUUUGACUCUCAUUUUAUUACAUGUACCAGGGUCCCUCGACCCUUAGACUCCCUACUAUCAUUGUCCAUGCGAGAAAGGGAGACCCUGAAAGCAUACUCAAACAGGUACUGGGAGACAUAUAAUGAGAUAGAUGGUGACUUUGAUGAUGUCACCAUCUGUACUUUCAAGAGUGGCCUCCUAACUGAGCAUGGUUUAAGGAAGUCCCUAACAGGAAAACCUGUCACUAGCCUAUGCCAACUCAUGGACCGGAUUGACAAGUAUAAAAGGGUUGAGGAAGACCAGCAACUGGGUAAAGGAAAGGCUAUGGUGAUCUCUUAG